GUGUUAAAGUAGAUUCCGGUAGAUAGCGAAGAUAGCAGUAAAAUGUUAGAUGUUGGAAAGUGGUGUAUUUUUCAUAUGGUGGAUGACUCCAUCUUGCAAUUGGCAAAAACUGUUUGUGUAUUUGGUCCAAGUGGUAACGAGGCUUUCAUUUUAACGAAAGAAGAUAAUGUCUACGCCCUGGGAGCUAACGUUAACGCCUGUUUAGCUCUUACUUCUGGUACAAGUACACUUCAACUGAAGAAAGUCGAAAAGUUAUCGAAAUUAAACAUUAUAACAUUUUCGUUUGGAAGUGCACCCCAUGUCCUCGCAUUGACAGGUGAGAAUUUAUUCUUUUUAUCGAACGCUCUGGGUAUUCUAGAAUCUUAUCCACACCGGUGGUUCAGACAAAACACGGAACCCUAACCUGAAAGCCUCACCAUUGUGGAAUUGACCCUAAAAAACCCAAUGCAAUAGUAGUAUUUACUUGAUAUAAUUUUCCUCAUUAAAAUUACAUGGAAAAAUAUCUAAUCGGAUGAACAGUGUUGAUGCAUAUAUUGUUCCCAUAUCGGAAAUAUUGUAGCUGUGUUUCGUUUGUGCCCCUUUUUCUUUAUACCUAAUUUAGUUAUCAAGUUCUUGUGUAUAUUUACGUAAUUUAAUGCGCUGCUGGAGCGCUCUGGAUGCGCCCGGAGAUAUCCAGUUCAAUACUAUUGUCUUUGGAAAACACGCUACCAAGGUAGUCGUAGUCAUCUACCUGUUGCACAAUUUCUCCAUCAACUUCCUGUCUCACUUAUGUUGGCAGUUCUUUUGGGUAGUUAUAAAAAAGACACGAGCUGCCCAGGAAACCUGCUGAUCUAUACCUCUUUCGGAAUCACUUCCACUUUGGUUCGUGUGCAAUACUGGAUAAAUUUGGCACGAUAUUACUCCUUGUGAAAUUCAUAAUAAAUAGAGAAACUUUUCAUCCAAAAUUGGCCAUAUAGUAAUUUUUUCAAAUUGAUGACCGUUUACGUGUGACAAACAGUCAGUCUGUCAUUCUUGGUCCACACAUUCUUAAUCCAAUAGAACGCCGAGGCACGAUGAUAGGAGAACUUGAGAACUACCCUGCGGUAGCAUGCUAACUCGCUGAUCUGUUGGACUCAUCCGGCUGCCGUUCUGCCUUAUCUAUAGGUAUAUGGAAGAUCUUACAUAUGUUAAAAAAUUACCUUUCAUUAUCUUUUCUCGCUGCCAAGAGGCAAAUCCCCGAAAGAUUUCAGUAAAAAAGUAGCAUUUCCCCAAAGUUUCAUCUCAAGACUGGAGUUAACCGAACACCAACGGUCCGGUAAAAUGUUUUCUAUUUGUUAAAUAGAGUUAGGACUGACGAAUAUCAACAUUCACGGUUUCCCAUGUAAUACUGAGCUUACAUAUUUCUAGUUAGAGAAUGUACGGUUUUUAAGUUUUUUAGAUAUUCCCUCUUUACUUCCUUAGGAUCAGGUCAAGUGUAUGGUUGGGGUGGAAAUUCAUAUUCCCAAGUUGGUCUUGCUAGCAGUUCAUCUGUCCAAGUUCCAACAUUGGUUGGCGGAGCUCUUUCUGGGAAAACUGUGACGAAAAUUGCUUGUGGUGGCAACCAUUCCCUUGCGUUAAUAUCUUCAGGGGAGGUAAGUACAGUAGGCGUUGAGUAGACGUUUGAGUUUCUUUAACAAAUGUGGUUCAUUUUCUACUUUUGCUUGAUACCUUGAUCAGUCUGCCUGGAAUCUUACAUUCGCUUAUUAUUAGAACAUUUCACGUUCUAGGUUUUUGCCUGGGGUUACAAUAAUAGUGGUCAAAUUGGAUCAGGAUCUACAGUAAAUCAGGCGACUCCAAGAAAAGUUACGGCUGGCAUUGGUAAGUUCGUGAAGAAAUGUAGAUGCCGUCGUUAAGCCCAGUCACACGAGACAAUUUUUGCUGCAACAAGCGAUGCAGUUUCGGAUUUGGGAGCGUUAGGCAUGUGAAAGGUAUUAUAAGCGCGCUAAGGCAUAAAGCCAUAAGGCCCUAACCACGAACGGUCUACUGCUGUUUUGGUCCAAUUGGCCGAGCUAGUGCUCAUCCUCAAAAAUGUUUCCUUUGAUGACGAGCAGUAUCAACAGAUAAGUGGUGUAGCCAUGGGAACCAAAAUGGGUCCCAACUAUGCUCAUUUGUUUGUUGAUUUUGUGGAAAAACAGAUCUUCGAACAAUACACUGAUCUCAUCCCUGAUUACCUUGGUAGGGUACAUAGAUGACUAUUUUGGUACAGCAUCAUGUUCUCGUGUCGAAUUGGAACGUUUUAUUAACUUGGGAGAUCAACGAGACCGGUGUAUUAUUCUUAGAUAUCCUUGUAUCAAUCAAUGGCAAAAACUAGUUACUUCUGUGUUCUACAAGCCUACUGAUUCACAUAGCUAUCUUCUAUUUUCCUCUUCCCACCCCAGCCACACCAAAAGGUCGAUACCCUUCUCUUAGUUCCUUCACUUUCGCUGCAUUUGCAGUGCAGAGGAGGACGUCCAAGCCAAAAGUCUGGAAAUCAGAUAGUUUUGUCCAAGGUUGCUACCCCACCUCUCUAUUAAACACUGCCUUUUCCAAGCCUCCCAAAUUUCCCGACCUGAGAACCUUACAGACCCUGUGUCCAAUGUCGCAGAUAACAACAAAAUCCCCUUAGUAUUACAUUAUCGUCCUUUCCAUUUCAAAGUUAGAGAUGUCAUUAGGGAGAAUUUCCAUAUUUUGAAAAGCGACCCUGAAACAUCUUCCAUUUCCUUCAAUAAACCGUUAGUCUCAUUUCGACACAGCAAAAAUAUUCAUGAAACCCUAGUUCAUAGUUCACGGUUCUUCGAGCUCUCAUUUCUGGAAGCAACGAUAGCCGCAAAAAACAUGAAAUGCGCCUCAUUUCCACCCUAUGGCAUAAAUGAAUGUUUUUCCUAUGUUUAACUCUAUCUGUCUUUGCCUGUCAAAAGCGCGACAUUGACAGUACUUUUAAUUCUUACCUUAUUCCAUACUUGUUUCAUAUACAGUAUUUUGUUGUAUUUGCUGUAAUUUUCUGUUUAUUUGUAUUAAGGUGGCUCCCUACAGUUAUUCUUGUUUACCCAAUAAUUCCGUAAAACAGGUUUAUUUGUGCAGAACGCGAAUUCGUUUCGACUUGGUGACAAUAUUGGUCACCUAAGGAAUAUUUCGAACUAGCUUUCGACAACGUCAGUGUUACCAUGGCAACAUGACGACAGCACAAAACCUUCCAAUUUAACCCAUAAAUGUGCCGCUAUCUCAAAUACGAUGUCGGUGACCUAUCUUUUUAUUUCAUAUAUCAAUAGGGAAUGAUGCUCUGCAACUGUGGUGAAAGUUUAAAAAAAUUCUGUAGUGUGUGAUUUUUUUAAAAGCGAAAAUUUUAUUGCGAAAUUUCCACACUACAGAUUUUUUUAAAAAUUGAAAUUUAUAUGAUUUACCGCAAAAUAAAUUCGUGGUCAAAAUUUGAAGAUAGGUCACCGAUGAAACUAAUGAGUAAAAUGCAAAUAAAGUUAGAAAAUAGCCUCGUGUAACUCGAGAAAUUCCCCUUAUUGAAAAGCGUCGCUGACUAGUAAAAGAUUGUACGCGGGCGCAGAACGGGUUUUCAUUCAGCAAAAUCGAGCGGAAAUGUUGUUUUUACUGUUUUGUUUUUGUCAACUUUUCGAUUUAUUUGAGUGCCAUGGACAGCCAAGGAUUAAUGUGAAGGAUCAAAUCGAUGAAAACAAGGUUGAAGCUAAUUAAACCCUGCCGUUUACUCAAUCUAUGAGCUGUAACAGCCUAUUAACAGGUGGACGUGUUUUUUUGUUUCAUGUUUGGUUUUGUACUUUUUGCUAAAAAUGAACAAUUAGGCUAUGAAACUGAAAUAUUUUUCUGUUUACAUAUAAUCACUUUAAUCUUGUAGAAACACGACUAAAAACGUGAACGUUUUCUUGAGAAGUAAAUAACUUUUUAAACGUUUGUAUGCAAUUUUGCAAAUGUUUUACAGUUGAAAGUGUAUAUUUAAAAAAAAUUAAAAAACAUUGUUUCGCAGCUAUUUUUUGGAUUAGUGAUAUUCGUAUCAUAUGUAGAAUUGCUGUAUAGACUCGCAAGUGAUUUGACACUCAAAACGAAGUAUUAUUCAACGCUUUUUUCCAUUAGAAACCUUUCAGAAAUAGCUUUAUUUUUAAAAAAAGGUGGUCAAUUUUUGUUUUGUUUUGAUCAUGCGGUUGCGUGGGAUAGUUCACAUACUGGUCCCGCGAACGUCCCGCACGCAACUGUAGGGAGCCUCCUUAAUAUAUUCUGUAAUGUGAUUUACAUUUUUUGUUUAUACUUUGUUUUGACUAAAUCCAUCUGAUUGGUGUGUUUUUUUUUGUCACGUGAUCGCUUUUAUGUUCUUAGUAUAAAAACUCAUGUAAUUUUCCCGACCCCCGCUAGUAACUCCAGACGAAGGACCUUCGCUCGAAACGUCGAAAUUAUCCUUAUAUUUAUCAGGUAUUUGCGUCCCUACCAACGAAAGCUUGUUAAUAUUCGAAAAGAAAUCGUGUAUCUUGCCGACGUUUAACUUUAAUUGCUCACGUUUUUCUUUUUUAUAACUUUCUGGCAAAAAAAGAAUGAAACCUGGGUCACGUGACUCGCCGUUGUUCCGUGAGCACUUUCCUGUAUACACAUCAACAGUUUGUCCAGAAAUUGAUCAAAGUUGACAAUGUUUGAUUUAUAUUGUGGGGGGAUUGAUAUUCCCUUUAAAAUGCUUUCAAAAUAUUAAAAUUCCUUGUAGUUCAUACGAUAUAACACUAAAUUUUAAUCGAUAUGCGAGUUUCUCAUCUUAUUUGCUCCAUCCAUAUAAAUGUAUGCAAAACGUGAUUUGUUACAUGUAACUCGCGUGUAUUUUUAUUACUUGUACUUAUAUCUUGUGCUAAAUUUAGGUAGUAAAGAGAUUGUAAAUAUUGCUUGUGGUCAGUCGUCGUCAAUGGCGAUAGAUAAUAACGGAGAGGUAUGAUGGAAUGUUUUAUUAAUUUAAUUUAAUGUUUUUUCAUUAAUGGAAGUUUACUAAUUAUUCUCUGCUGCAUGUACUGUAAGUCCAAGUGUAUCCUUACCUUGUAAUGACGUCCUCCCAUGCCUGCCUCGUACCCAGAUACUUGAUGUAAACUCGUCCUAUGCGCAUCGCUGUUUUUUUUACAAAGAGACGCCUGGGUACGAGGCAGCUCCCAUGCACUCUAGGAAAUGUUUGUAUGUAUUGAUGUGAUACGUUUUCUUGAAAAUAUUUCAGCUUUAUUCUUGGGGUUACAAUGGAAAUGGUCAGUUAGGCCUUGGGUGUAAUACAAACCAACCAAAUCCAUGUCGAGUUACUGGGCUUAUAGGCACUUUUGUUACCAAGGUAGGCAGACCUAUUGUCUUCAUUAAGAUGUACUCUAAAGGGAAUCGGUAGACUUGCUACAAGUCGACUCGCAUUGCAACGAGUAUAAAAGCCAGUGAGUGAAUAAACGAAUGGGCGAAUUUGAGCUCCUUAGCGCAGCGAGGCGCAAACAUUACAUGAUAAUAUUAAUUUAGCCUGUGUUAUUGCAUAAUACAGUCUGUACACAAGCUAUAUAGUAUUAAUUGGCAAAACUCAAAAAUAUUUAACACUUCCUCUCAAUGUUUGCUCACAACUGUUUCGAUUAUUAUUAUUUUGUUUUUAUUAUUAUUAUUAUUUUUUAUUACUGUUUCGAUUACUCUGUUUCGAUUCUCUUUAUGCAACGCAUAAAUAAACACGGAAAAUUGAAAAACCAUCGAUCAUAAUGCAUGACCAAUUCUUAAAUCUGUUUCGCCAAUACUAGGAUUCGAGUCGGUAAAAUUGGCGUGCUGCAAGAGCGACACGUCGAUUCGACAAACCCCCUAUGGCUAGAAUCUGCACUUUAACCUGCGAAAUUUGAGCUCAACUGCGCAGAUAAAUAACACGAAUCGACUUCCAGGAAGUAUAAAGGAAAUUAUACAAAAAUGGUUUGUGAUUGUAGUCGCCUGAAAAGUACUCAAUACUAAAUCGUUUGUGCGAUCAUUUUAUAUUACGGUAUUCUAAUACUGUUUAAGAAAGGAAAAGAUUAACUGAUUAACUGGGCGAGUGGUAUUUCUGAAUAUUUUUACUAUUUUUGAAUGUAAGUAUGCACUAACGUAAUUAGUAAUUUCUUGUUGUACCUCUUAUUAGGGUGCGCUGUAUGAAUGAAGGAUUCAAUCAAUCAAACAAUUAAUCGACAUUUUAAUUGUAUUUAUUCCUUAAGAUUGUCUGUGGUUAUGCUCAUUCACUAGCAUUGUCUGACACCGGAAAUAUUUACGCAUGGGGAGCCAAUCAAAAUGGGCAAUUAGGGACCGGAAGUAAAGCUAACCUAGUCACUCCAUCAAGAAUUGCGACUGACAAAGGAAGGUAAGGUUUUAUUUUGACGCCGCAAAGUUGCUGUAUCACAGUCGAAUGUUUUAAUUAAGCUCAUCCAUUAUAUCCAGUACAAUAUUGCCAUAGCUAAUUUUUGUGUACAGUGAUAACAAAUUUGUGCAGUGAUAAGUUUGCCAUGGAUUGCUUUUUGUAGCCAAGCACGAAAGGGUGUCGUCUACAAAAUGUCCUAGGGGUAAUCAGUAAUCUCCGGACUGGCAGACUAUUGCUUAAGGAAUGUGCAGUGGUAAAAAGUUCAUCAAUCUCGCCGCAUAAAAAAACCUUUAAAAUACUGACAGUCUUUCUAUGAUAAUUUCAUGUAGGGAUAUUAUAUAAACACCCCCACUUUUUUAACCUUAUCAAAUACGUUUUUAACCUGAAAAGAAGACCUGAAGCUCAUAUAAACAAUAUCCGGCAUCCGGCCGGUGUGAUAUCCUGUGCACUCCCUAAAUAGUAACGGCUUAUUGACCGAGCGUGAGGUCUGUACUGUGAAUUAUCAGACCGAGGUUUUUUAGUAUGGACCGAGCGACGAAGGAGCGAGGUCCAUGCAAAAAACAGAGGUCUGAUAUUUCACAGUACAGACCGAACAAGCGAGGUCAAUAAUCGGUUAAUUAUAUGGCUGAACUGACUCUGUGAGCAUAUGCUUUUCGCGCGAAUUAAAUCGGUUAUCGUCAGUUUCACUGGGUAACAAUAUACGGUAGGCAUGCAUGCUCAAUCAAAAACAAUUUAGUUGUUUGAAAUUUUUAUCUGUAAAUUUUAAUGACACACAAUUGGAAAAUUAAAAAGCAAAAAAUUUUUCUGUUUGGAAAGCAAAAAUUUCCCGCCAGAUAAACGACAUCCGGGACACCGGUCCAGAUACGGAAAAUACGGACCACGGUCCGGAUAUGGGUUUUUACGGACCGCUUGUCAACCAAUCAGAAUAGAGAAUUUUGAAAAGCCAUAUAAUAAAUUGUUAUAUUGUUUCUCUUUUUUAAGAUUCGUUGACGUAACCUCUUGCCACUACAGUCACAUGUCCUCGGCCACUACAGCAUUAGGAAAGGUGAUAUUAUAUUUUACAUUUUUACGUGUAUACUGUAUAGAUUUUAUUAGAUUUCAAUACUCUGUUUAUUCAGAGCCUUUUAAUUUAAAUUCUAGAUAAUUUUUUUUUUUUAGAUUUAUGUUUGGGGUCUUUGCAAAGGGCAGUCAGUGACAUCAUUGAUGGCUACAAACUUCAAAUGUGCUGAUGAUGCAUAUGCCUGUCUGUCUUCUUCUCCAUCAAUGUCACGACCAUUGACUAUAGGUAUAGGUCACAAGAAAUUUCUGCCGUGGAUAGCACUAUGUAGAUCUUGUGAAAAUGGAUCGGUCGAAUGAUGCCACUGUUCUCAAAAUACUACUGGAUAGACGGUUCAUUAUUCAAUAGUGAAGACAUAUGUAUCAACUCAAUAGCUGACCAGAUAUGGAAUUUUGACAUAAUAUUCAAUGGAGUGACGUCAUAACGUUGAUAUGAAAAUAUAAUAUUAAACAAUAAUAAUAAUAUUGUGUCACAACACAAAUGGCUUCCUACAACCAACUGCUGUUUCAUCUUUUAAAUAAAUAAUAAAACAAUUGCUGAAUUUAGGUGUUAACACGAACUUCAGCUUGAUAAUUCUUCAUAUCAUGCGAAAACCGAAGUAAAUAAUUGUUUGUUCUACAAAGUAGACUACGAAUAUUUUGUAAACUCGUAUAUAAAUAUUUUUUUAUUAUUUGAUGCAGGUAAUAAAAAGACAUUAAAGACUGUUUCCGAAACGAUAGCAAUGUCAUUUAACGAUAAGGUUUGUACUGCAUUAUUUUUAAUCCGAAAUAUAUACUGGAACUUUGAAAUUACGAAAAGCAAAUUAUACAACCGCAAUUGACAAAACAAAUUAAUAUAAUACGAAUUGAAAUUCUAUUUAUAUAAAGUGACGGGCAAAUUCUGCGUGUGCUUCAUUAAGGCCGAGAUACACCGGGCGCGAUUCGACACGCGGCGCGAUUUUUCGAUUUUCACUGACCGAUAACUUUGAUCCUGGUUUAAAUUUUCCAAAUAUUUUGAAGCGCUAUAACAUUUUGAGUUAUUUUAUCUACAUAUCUUUUAAAAUUUCCUUUCAUUGACUGUUUUAUUAACUUUCAAAAUCUGAAAUAUCGAGUUGUGUUGUCGAACAGCGAGCAGGUGUGUAUCGGCCUUUAGAAUAUCGUUUUCGCAUGAAUUGCUUCAAUCUCUGACAAGUGUUAUACAAUUUAUUUAAAACGUGUUUUCAUUCAUGUCUCAUCUUGUUGGCCAUAAUCUAGUCGAUUUUCUUGCAUUUUAGGAAACAAGUGAUGUCACAUUUGUGAUUGAUGAUAAAUUUGUGUAUGUUCAUAAAGCCUUAUUGAAAAUCAGGUGAGGAAAGUUUAUUUAAAUUUGUUUCAGGUUGAAGAAAGAUGGUCCCAUGCAGUAAUGUAUAAUUGCGCCUCAUUCCAAGUCAGAAAAGUACAUAUUGUUAUAUAGCUAGGGUGAACACCAAACGUGAUUGGCUGAUUUGUGGUCACGUGACAUCGGAUAAAUGCAGUGUAUCCCGCCGGGCAACAAGUGAAAAAUCGUUGCCAGCCCCGACUGACUGCGUACAUAAAUAAACAAAAUGGCGGCACAACUAGCAUAAUUAGAAACUACGAUUUUCCAAGUUUGUGUUCAAAUAAAGAAUGCGAAAGAGAAGAAAAAUACACAACAGGAUAUAUAUAUACUGCUGAAACCGCACUGUAAAUUUCAGGGAGUUAAUUUAACUCCAGUGGUAUUAUUCUGAUCCUAAUUUUACUCCACAUUUGGAAUUAAUUGAGGUACAGUAUAACUCCACCGGAGUUAAAUUAACUCCCCGAAAUUAACAGUGCGUGUAAGUAGGUUCUUUUAAUUUUAAACUCGUUUACACUAAAGCGUUUUUGUCACGAAAUACAAUUGUUGUAUGAAUGUUGUUGAAUGUUAAUUUUUGUUCGUCGCUAUAUAACAAAACGCUUAAUGACUGUCUGUUCCCUCGGGAAAUUGUUAGUUUUGUUUUCCCUCGAAUCUCAAUGUUUCCCGCGACUUCGUCCCGGGAAACAUUGAGACUCUCGGGAAAACAAAACAAACUAUUUCCCUCGGGAGCAGACAUUAAGUGUAUAUUAAACACUUGCCAAUGGGAAACCAAGUAUUUUCCUCUGCUUUACCGAACUAACGAGUGUACUUUCCAAAUGGAACCGUCACGUAUAGUAGUAUAGUUAGAGAACUUAAUUGUCUACGAGUAUGUGUUCGAGUUCUUGAUUUAUCACUCUACGCCAGUCACGUGACGAAUCAUAGUUUAACAGAUACAACAGAUCGGGCGACGUCCGCAUGUAAUUGAAAUAAAAUGAGUGAUGUAAAGUGGAACUCCCACAUGAUGCCUACCUUUUCUCCUUGUAGAUGUGAAUACUUCAAAGCGAUGUUUCAAGAUCAUUGGCCAGAAGAUGGCCAAAAGUAUAUGUUACAAUAUAUUAUCUUUUUUAUCUUUUCGGUAUUGCAUGGUUUGUUGAAAAGAGCAAACGUUAUAAGUUUUCCGUUAUUUUCUUAUCAAUUUCAGAAACUGUUUAUAUGCAUGAGCAUAAGUUCCCCCAGUAUGUUUUUACUUGCUGCAGUAGGAAAACAAUUGCAAUGCAGAUCUUUUGGUUGAUAGACCUCUAAGUGCGAAAAGCACAAUAGACGUGUUUAUUCCUCUUUUCUAACGCUUCAUACCAUUUUCCGAAACACAACUUCCAUGCAUGCCUCGAUUUUGCAUGCGCAUGUCCAUUGCGUUUUUCGCCCCUAGAUGAUCUUAAGCGCGAAUAGUACAAUGGCAAUGACAUGCAUAUACAAGGUGUAUAAAAAAAAACUGCACAGAUUUGAAAUUGCUCUUAAAUUUGCAAAACAGCCAUUAGUAUCCAGUUUUUUAUGUAUAUAGCUUCUUUGGGUACUUAUAAUGUAGAAAAAUGGAAAACAUUUCUCGAACUCAAAUUUUGUAAACCAGGGGGGGGGGUGUAUUUUCCAACAAAAUAAAAAUGGCUUUGCGCACGAAAUUUAAAGCUUCAAUCAUAUUUUGAGUUGAUAGAUGGAACAUUUGUUGGGUUUUUAAUUACUGUACAAAAUUUCAGAUAAUUUGCUUUAGUUUAAGCCCCCCUUUAACUAUUCAUUUUUCUCUAAAAAAUUAGCCUUUCGCAUGCUUAAUUAAUGCCUUUACCUAAUUUGCAUAUUGCUGACGUAUGCAAAUUAGGCAAAGGCAUUGAUUAGCAUGCAAAUGGACGAUUUUUUAAGAAAAAAUGUAAGUUUGCGUGAAUGGUUAAAGGGCGUAAACUGAAGCAAAUUGUCUGAAAUUGUGUACAGUAAUUAAACACCCAACAAACUUUCCAUCUGUUAACUUAAAAUAUGAUUAAAGCUUUUAAAUUUCGUGCGCAAGCCAUUUUUAGUUUGUUGGAAAAGACACACACCCCUGGUUCACAAAAUUUGAGUUCGAGAUAUUUUUCCAUUUUUCUACAUUAUAAGUACCCAAAGAAGCUAUAUACAUUAAAAAACUGGAUACUAAUAGCUGUUUUGCGAAUUUAAGAGCAAAUUUCAAAUCUGUGCAGUUUUUUUUUAUACACCCUGUAUAGGGGUUGAAGUUUUUAAGGACAAUUAAUCUUAAUUCAAAUAACGUACCUGACAAUGGUGCGAAGUUUUAAUUGUUUUCAUUAUAACAUAUAUCAAGAGAAGAAAAGAGUAUACUCUACUUUUCAGCGAAAUAAAGAUUACGUCAUAUUCAUAUCCAGUCUUCUACGCUUUUCUUCGGUACAUAUACACUGAUCAAGUUGAACUUGCACCUGAAGAUGCCAUUGGUGAGUUUUAUUAUUUUAUUAUAUAUAUAUGCAUGUGCAUAAUUUAUCAAAUUGUUGUUAAUUUAAUGUACUAAUUGUUUACAGACGGGUAUAUGUUACAGACGGCUAUAAAUCUACCCGAGCCAGACUCUUUAGUUAGCGAGAGAGAAAAACCGAAGCAUCCGGAGAAUCACAUGAUCUGUCUAUAGAAUAUAUUGUUGCAUGUGGCGGUAGCCAAUCUUUAAGUAUAUGUUAUUUUGUGGCAACGAGGGGAUAUGUGACUUAUUCUCCGAGGCGCAAAGCGCCGAGGUGAAUGAACACAUAUCCCCGAGAUGCCUCAAAAUAAUGUACUUAUUUUUCACAUUGGCGAGGUUGCAUUUUAGGAGGCAUAAUAGAAAGAUAUUCGUUAUGAAAGACAUUUAGUAAAACGACUCGCAAACACUGAUCACUUUUGUUUCAGAAAGAAAAAGAGAAAGCGUGAUGAUUAGGGGGAACAUUAGGCUACAGGGGAAUGUUACAGGAGAUAUUAAAUAUAUUUUCUCUAAAGAACAAGAGACCGAGUAAUGUGAAAAAUAAAAGAAGGUAGACAUGCGUAUACGUCUAGCGACCACCAAGAGAACCAAAAAUAGUAGAGAAAAAAGAUAACACAUAUAAUAUAGGAGCUCACGUAUUAUGGCUUUUCGUCUAAACAACGAUAAAUAAUGACUAGUCCUUAACUAUGGCGAUAUCAUCGUUGCAUGGGUCUGCCGCCAUGUAAACAAACUCUACUUACACAAGUUUUUGAGAGCAUCAAAUUGAAACCCAUGCAACCAAAAUUGCACCCUACUCUCGGCAGAGUUGGCUUAGCUGUGAGGAAUGGUGCCCUAACCGUAUCUGCAUGUUUUUCUGUUUGUGCCAAUUGUACCGUCAGGUCUUUAUUUUUUGUUGGGGGGGGGGAUCAACUUAAUAAUGUGGGAGUCACAUUUCUAUGGGGGGGGUCUGGUGAAACGGCGUUCCCUGUAUUGUGGCGGCACUUGGAGAAAAAUGUUAAGAUCUUAAUAAACCUCUUUUAACAGUGUCAUAUAUUGAUUUCAGAAUACUUGACAAUUCAAUUCAAUGGGAGACAUAAUUGUAACGUAGAGAAUAGAGCUUUAUAUUAGAACAAAGUUCAGUAGAUUCUCUGAGUAUAGAUGCACGCAAGAUACGCAACACUGUCUGCUGACAAUCCCCCCCCCCCAAUUUAUCGUCGCAUUUGAACGAAUCUAAAACUACUGUACACUCUGAAAUAUUGAGUAUAGACAUUCUCUGGUUAAAAUAUUUAUUUUUCACAAGCUUUCGACUGUCAGUCUACAGUCUUCAACGGGUAGAUUAUAAUGAAAGUGAUGCAUAAAUAUUUUAACCAGAGAACGUCUAUACUCAAUAUGAAUAAUCCUGGUUUCGCAUCAAACAUAUUUAAAAUAAAUACACUCUGAAAGUUGGCCACUGCUUUGUGCAUGUUAGUAUAUAACCUCGUAUUACAGGAUUGUUAAAGGCUUGCAAGUGUUUUAUUUUUAUACUCUUAUAAUAUUGAUCUUUUCAGGUCUACUUGACCUGGCUAACGCGUACUGUGAACCUCAACUAAAACGACUGUCAGAGAUGAUUAUUAAGAAUGGCAUCACAGUUCAAAAUGCAAUCAUGUUGUUGGCAGCUGCUCUUAAAUACGAUGCUGAAGUAAGAAGCUAUUUUAUCGUAAUUAAUUUUGCUUCAUGCAUUACAUGGAAAAUUGUGCGAUUCAAUCAAUACACCCUUUCGAUAAUUACGUCAUUUGGCCUGGAAGCCUCGUUCUCAUGAAUCGUGAGCCAAUCAUCUUGCGUAAUUUACUGAUAAGAGCGAGGCUCCAGGACCAAAAAGUAUGUGUGAUGUAAUUAUCGAAAGGGUGUAUUGUAAUGGUAAUUUAUAAUGGUAAUUCCACUGAGUAGAGUGCAAUUUGGUCUGAAAUCAAACGCAUGAUUACGACUGUUACAAUUGCGCGACACAAAGUACAAUUUCCACUUUAUUAUAUUCACUUUGUUUACGAAAGAACUGUUUUCUCUGUCCUGAAAGAACUGUUUUUCCUGUCCUGCAUGAUACUCCCCUAAAUGCCGUAUCGUAGCAACAAGUGAACAAGCCCAACAAGUUGAACUUUCUUUAAAUCUCGAAAAGUUUUACCAAAAAAUAAAGAAAUUAAUGGAUACUGUGAAGACAACCAAUGUACGUUUAAACAUACUAUAGGUUUUAUUUGCAAUUUGAUAGAGUUUUGGUGCGGUUUUAUUCAAUCACACAUCAACAAAUUAUAACGAUGUACGAAUUACCUUGUUUAGUUAUUUUGCCUGUCGUUUUGUUAAGUUAAGUAGAUUUUACGUUUUACGGUAUAUAGACGAUUCGCAUGAUUUUAGACGAUUCGCUUCAUUACCUUGUUAUACGGUUUUGGUUGGUACAUUUUCCAAAUUUUGUUCAAAUAUGGUUGAAAAAUUGUCGAAUAUAUAAUACGACGGAUCGUUGCAAUACGACGCAUCGUUUAAGGUGGCUCCAUACAAUUCCGUAGUAUAAAUACCUUAUUGCGUAAAAAUUUCAAUUUAUAAUUUUUUUCACUCCAUCUAUUAAUUUUAAGCAUUCCCGAGUAUAAAUUAAGUAUUUGGUAGAAAAAAUUUGCAAUAUUCUUGAACAUAAUAUUGUUUCCAUGGUAACAGUAGUCUCGCCAAAUAUGGUAUUUUUUGCUAUUUUAAGCAGGUUUUUAUUCUUUAUUUUCCGAAUAUUGCCGGUGACACCCCAUUUUUAACUGCUGUAUAGCCUUCACUUAUAAUGUGGAAUCUUAUCCCUCAAAAUAAAAAAAUUCUGUAGAUUAGAAUAGCCAGAAUAAAAAAUUGCGGAUUUAGAGUUUUCCAAUCUACAGAUUUUUUUUCAAUUUUGAUAUUCUAUUUGUUUUAAAAGAAGUUAGGGACCGGUCAUUAUUUAUGGCAGGGGUGGGGGCCGAAGAGAAAGUAUAAUGAAGCCGGAAAAAAUCAUUACCCCACCUUUUUCGAAACAAAAUUUCUAGCUACCCCACUGGUGGAAUGCCAGAAAAUUUUUUACCCCACCCAAACCUAUUUUGUUGCAAUGUCAAAGGUUCAGACAUAAAAUAUGUAAUGAAACAGUUUAGUAUUUUGUAUGCAUGCGUAUUACUCAUCAAGGUACAAAAUUUCCCUUGGUGAGUAAGAUCAUCUGCUGUUAGAGAGUAAAUAAUAAUUAUUAUAGGGUGCUUUGACCACAGUGGACAUUAUAAUUAAAAGGGAAUAGGAUUGAUUGGUAAUACUUGUUUACCAAUAUCCCUUGCCCCUUAUUUCUUGUGGAUUAAUUAAAGCACACUAACAGUCAUGCCUUUAUAUUAUGGGUUACCCCUACAAUAGCAAGGUACUAUAUAAAGAAUUAUAGUUAUCUGAAGGCUUAAAAUUUGUCUACUUGUAAAAUUGCAAUAUGAAUGGGUUUUUAUAGUUUGUAUUCAACGCUAUAUUCCCUUUUCACGAGAUAGCGCAAUGCUAGUCCCAUAAACAUAUAUUUAUAACCAUAUGCUUCAAUAUUUUAGAAAACUAACCGUAUUUCACCACCCUAUCUCUUUCCCAUUUUAAAGUUUCACUGUAUAUAAUUUGGUUUCUUUCACAUUCUUGCAUUUCUUUAUUAAUUAAAAUGCAAUUUUAUUUUGAAACAGUUUCACAAAAUAUGUGCUCACCCAUGAUUGCAACUAUCUAAAUUCUAAAAUGUCCUCUGAAAUUCCUUUAAUAUUUCCUUACUAUAGACAAUCACAUGUAUUAUCACGGAAUUUUAAAGGAAUUCCUUAAGAAUUCCCAAGGAAUUCUUGAAGUUUUUGAAAUCAAUUUAAUAUUUUAAUUCAUAAACAAUACAACGAUACUAAUUAAAAGUAUUUGUCCCAUUUGAGAAUAUCUGAAUUUAGAAAGUGACUGUAAAUUAAUGUGAAAAAGUUGCUGUUAUACAGUGUGAAGAUAAAGAUAUUCAUCCGAAUUCCAAGUAUGACUAUAUAAACAAUUAAAUUAAUCUGUAAAACGGGUAAAUAGAUUUCUCUUAUUUUAUCCAUGUAUACAUGAUCUCUAGUAAAGAAAAACAGCUAGUUGCCAAAGACUAGAGUUGAACAUAUUGUGAACUAGCCAUUGGAAUGAUUCUCCAGAUUCACAAGGGGCAUAUGGGGCAUAUUUCAUGAUUUGCUACCUGAAUUGUCCACAUGAUUUACAAGCACAUACUGGAUAUAAAUAUUACUUAUGCAGUAUCAAGUGUAGAUGCCCAAAAAUUAAAUCCUGAAAAGUUAAUAUACUGUACAUAUACAUUUUGAGAUAUGUAAUAAGAGGAUGUUUAUAUGGGGGCGAGGCUGGAUUCCCGGGGUUAGGGGCUACAGACUUAAGGUCACUUUUCCUGAAGCAAGAUCUCGGGCUAAAGGGGCGGGAUCUCGCUUAGCUAUAGCUGGGCCCGCUCUUUACCCAUAUAUACACAAAGUGAACUUUAGUAAGAAAUAACAACAAAGGCAGGAUCUCACCAAAACUGAGCCACCUUGGGUACCCUGGGGUUGGCUUGCAGUUGCACGAUAUAAACAGCCCCUAUAUAUCGGCUGUAUAUAUUUUGUCUGGUAAUUGGAGUCAUUUGGAGAUUUUGUGUGUAAAUGAAUAUAAAAAUGACCCUUUACGGGUGGGUUGAGGGGGGUGUUUCUGUCAACGUUUUGGAAAGCAAUAAUAUUUUAUUAAAAAAUUAGAAUAAUCACAUAUUAAACUCUGAUUGUAGUAUAUAUUGUACUGUGUGUGAUUAAAGUAAGGCAAUUUUUUUUACCCCACCUCUGCAUGCAAGGAUUUUUUGGCCACCCCACCUAAAGCAACUAUUAUUUUUCAGUUACCCCACCAUUUUCUCUUCGGCCCCCACCCCUGCCAUAUAUAAUGACCGGUCUUUUAUCGUUGUGCAAAAUUUCAUGACAUGUCACCGUGCAAAAUUUUGAAUUACGCUGUUUUAUUGUGGUAUCUCACUCGCUCGGCCGAAAGUUUUUCGAGCUCUGCAAGAUCAAUGAAUUGACAUGCGCGUACAUGUUUUCGCAGGCGCAUCUCCAGAAAAACACGCACAAAAAAGUUUUUAGUCUCGUCGAAAAAUCAAAUAUAUGUUGUGUUUUUUUUUUGCUUAGAAAUGCAAAUAUAUCAGUUUAGUUUUGCAUGCUAACUCUGGAUAACACCAAGACAACAGGUGAUGUCGGUCGUUUGGUAUAAGAUAUGUGUGACAUGUAUGAACUUUUUGACUUUUCUACAUAGUUUUAUAUUCGUUUUCAGUCGUAACUUGUGUGUUUUCAUGUUGUUGUUGACAAUUUAAAACAGUUUGAGCCGGCGCAUGAUGCUGUUUCACUGAAUUUCUUUGGAGUUAGUAACACUUUGAAUACAUUUACCAGUUGUAAGUACAAAAAACUCUGGAUAUGAACUUGUAAAUCGCCAAAUAUUGGAGUAAAAAACUUUUCGCCGGUCGGGCCGAUCGGCGGUUUUCACGAGAGUUUGAACGUUGAACUUUGCAUUUUGUACCCUAAAAUGUCUUCUGAAAAGACUAGUUAUUCAAUGUUCAGGGCUAAAUCAGGACGAAGUUUGUUUUUUUGAGAACAAGGAAGACUCAAAACAUCAAAAUAAACAUGGCUUGUGGUUCGGAUUUUCGACUGAAAAAGUUGUAUUUAUUUUUGCAUAUAUUUUUAACAUUUUCGCGCGAAAACACAAGAUUAGGUACCAGUCUCACAAUGAUGAAAAGUGUACGGAGCCACCUUAAUAGGCACCAAUUUUGCAAAUUAACAUUUGUUUCAUGUUCUUUUAGGACUUGGAAGAAUUCUGUUUCAAGUUUUGUGUCAAUCACAUGACUGCAGUAACACAGACAGAUGCAUUUCAAAACCUUGACGAGAAUACACUCAAAGAUUUCAUACUUAAAGCUUCGCAAUGGGGAGCUUUUAAAUACUGAAUAAGUUUAUUGUUAGCAAUGCAUAUUCGUUGAAUUUCUAAUAUUUUAGAAAAUAUGCAAAUUAUAUUCAUCCGGAUAUCCAAAUGCGAAUAUUCACAUGCAAAUUAUAUUCAAUCGUAUGCAAAUGACAUUCAUCCGGUGUUUAAAAUCUGGUUUAUGCAAUGAAAGUUUUGGUGAUUCUCCUGCAAAAAAUGUUGACUCAAAAACUUGUUCACAGUGACUCAAAUUUAUGAGCAAAAUGACAUUUUUUUAUUAAAUUUGCAUGAGUGCAUUAUUUUAAGCACAUUUUUGAGUCAAAAUACUCAGGGAUUGUUUGUAGUAUAAACAUUUAAAAACAUGCGUACACUUUGCUCAAAGCACACUUCAAUAAUUGAUAGACACGACAUUUACAGUGUAAACCUGCAGCCUUAAGAUUUCAUCAAAUAACUAUAAUAAUUAUUAAUAAAUUGUUUUCCGCAAGCGAUGUUUGC
Messenger RNA from Paramuricea clavata, 17562 nucleotides. NCBI's taxonomy places the organism in Eukaryota, Metazoa, Cnidaria, Anthozoa, Malacalcyonacea, Plexauridae. The record is from the annotation of a GenBank genome assembly.